UCAUGGAACUCCUGGAACUCAGUUAAUCUUCAUGAUGAGACUGAAUAUACCGGCGUUGUUACUUGGCACGAUGCCCUUAUCCGGUUGUUUAUCCUGGGGACUUUCCCGACUCAUGUGUUGAGCGAAGUUAUAAUUAAACGGCAAGCCAAUAUGGUACACAUAAGCUUCCUGUUGUCAAACAGACUCAGUGCGACAGAAAUCUACUUCCUUAUUGGCUACGGAGAACAAAUGCUUUCCAUGCUCCUCCGCAGUCCCGUGAAAAUUGAACCAAGAAUGGUACUUGAUCCGAAGGACGUCAUCUUCCGAUAUGUGUGA
Dibothriocephalus latus is the source of this 315-nucleotide messenger RNA. The record is from the annotation of a GenBank genome assembly. NCBI's taxonomy places the organism in Eukaryota, Metazoa, Platyhelminthes, Cestoda, Diphyllobothriidea, Diphyllobothriidae.